GGUGGGGGGUAAAAUUUGACGUCAUAAUCGGACGUCUUCCAGUCGACUUUUAAACUUUGCCGUUUACCGCAAGUCUCUAUCUAUUACCGUUCUCUUGCAAUUUAACGUUGUACUACGGACGGCCGGAUGGACGGCCGGCCGGAAAAAAUUUUUUUUUGGCGCAUACGUUUUUUGGAAUGUGGGGACCCUAAUUCGUGCUCAUCCCAAGUUUGAGCCCGAUCUGACGACUUUCGAUUUUGCUCGGUACACAAAAGCUGUGUCUGAAAGAAACACAGCUAAAAUCUAAAUCGCAUAAUUUCUUUGCAAAACUUUAUCAAGAUGUUGGUUUUUUUCUUCUUAUUUUUUUUUCGAAGUGAAAAAAAAUGUUCAAGAGCAUUUCAAGGGAUUUCCCUCCGGAGGAACUAACCGAUUUGUUCUAUUUUGCAAUUUUUUAUUUUAUUGUAAACUUCUUUUCAUGUUGAUUUGAAUCUUAACAUAGGUAACAGUCAUGUGGGAAAAUGUAGAACCAUAAAUGAGGAAAUAGAAAAGAACAAUAAUUGUGCUUUAAUUUAAAUAAACUUCACUUGAAAAUUAAUUUUAUUCAGAAUGAGAAACAGAGUAAAAGGUGAUGAGACCUGUUUUCAACUGAAAUGUAUUGAAAAAUCAGUUAAAGUUUUUAAUCUUAAACGUCCGGAAGAGAAUCUUCUUGAGGAAAAAACUCCGAAUUGAUGUGAAAAAUGAUUUCAAAAUGAUCAAGAUAAUGAAUUAAUAAAAUUUCCCAAUUUUCCUCGUGGCUCAAUAAAUCCAACAGGUGGUGUGUGAAACACCGUGAAAAUUUUUACUCUCUGUCCCGUAAGGUUGCCUCACAACACGCCAUUGUGUUGGGAAAUUAAUUGAAGUUCGCGGAGCAAUGAAAAAUGUACAUUGAUAAAUUAAAAAUAUACAAGAUUUGUUGAUUAACUAACUAGUUUUAGAUGUUUCGUCGUGAAUGGGAAGAAUAAUUAACAAUGUGAAAAUUUGUACCUAUUGAAAAAAUUACAAUUUUCACCUUGAUUUAUGCUUUUCUCACACUUUUUCACACUGCUGUGACGACUUUUCAUUGAUUGAUUUUCAUUUGUGCAGUUAUGAAAGGAAUAACACUCACAUAUUUUUCUUCUAAUCUAAUUCUAUUUAUAUUGUAUAAAAUUCAUUUGCUGAGGAAUCCGUAUCAAUUCCACGUAAAUCAACACGCAAAGAUUUGCGCAAAAAAUGCCCCAUUUUAUUUUUACCAUCAAUUAGAAGCAUUACCUAGACGACAUCAUUUUGCGGAAAGAUAAGAUUUGAUAUGGAUGUAGUUUACUCAUUUGCUGAAUUUAUUUGCUUGUGAAGUACUUAUCAUGGCAAAAUGAUAAGGAAACAUUGAGCCUUGUCCGGAACACAUGGAGAUUUAAAUACACCUACACGCUACUCUUUUUUCUUCUUCUCAAACAACAUCCCACAAAUAAAUUUUUCAGUGCGUCAUACAGAAAUUCCCCCGAAGAAGCAAUUUCUCUUUCAUCUCGCAAUUUUAAUUCCAACACACCUUUCAUUUUUUUUCAGUCUUUAAGUGAUCAAUUCAGUGAAUUUGUACUCAAAAGAAAUAAUAUACGUAAUAGUACUUGAGAAAAAUGAAACCACCAACAUUAAUCUUUAAUUUCUUCUUACUUAAAACCAUAAAAUUGUCAAGAGAACAGGUAGAAAAAUAUAUUUAAUUAUUACUUUUGUGACUUUUUUGAAUUUAUUCAGGGUUACAGGGAGCAGAUGUUAUAAGACGUACGUAUAGAGCGUAACUAUCUUGCCUUUUAUUCUUACUCUUAUUCUUUUAAAUUUAUUUAAAAAAAAACAAAGUAUUUAAGUAAAAGUUUAAUUAAAAUGUUUCAUAAAGAAAAUACGAUAAAAUUCACUUCCGUAACUCCUUGUGAACGUUCUCAAUGAGUUCAAAGCUCUAUGAACCGAGUGAUUGUGUUGUGAAGUUAUUAAGAAAAAUUCUUUGCCCUCUAAAUAUUUUGCUAAAAUCGUUAAAACUGCUUUAAGUGAAUUCUUUUAAAUUGUUGAAUUUUAUAUUCAUUUGUUGAAUUAUUUCCUCACUGAAAAUUUUCUUCAUGUUACUGAAUUUCAUUUCCUUUUACUAAAUAUUUCCUUCAGUUACUCAACUUCUAAAGUUUCUGAAUAUAUUCUACAGUUGCUGAAUUCCUUAUUUGCUACUGGAUUUAUUCUGUAGUCUCUAAGUUUUUCCUUCAAACGCUGAGUUAUACUUCUUCAGUUGUUCAUAAUCUUUUGCAGAAUAUCUUCUUUAGUUAUUGUUGAAUUUCUUAUUAAUUUGCUUAAUUUCUUUAUUUGUUGCUGAAUUUCUUUUCAAUUUCUGGAAUUUCUUCUUCAAACGCUAGAUUUCUUCCUUAGUUUCUGAAUUUACUUUUUAACGCUAAAUUUCUUCUUCGACUCUUUGACUAUUUUUUUUUUCAGAAAUUGAAUUUCUUUUCUAUUUCUUGAAUUACUUUUUUUUCAGUUCCUUCUAAAGUCCUUCUUCAGUUUAUAAAAUCUUUAAGUUACCUUAUAAUCUUCUUGACUAAAUUUCUCGUUAAAACGCUGAAACAAGAUUUCCUCCUUUCAAUUUUCCUACGAAGAUCUCACUUUUGAGCAUAUUAACAUUCGCACAGUAAGGAGUGCGAGAGAUUGUAGUUCGAAAAUCCAACUCUGAAGGUCUCUAUUGAAAAAUCUUAACAGGUGCUUCUUCAUAAUGCAUCCAAUUGAAGAUUAUGCAUAAAAUUUACUAUUUACAAAACAUUCCUUUUCGUGUGAUUCACAUAACCUCUAAUUACGUGAUAUCAAUCAAUGGCAAAAUAUGCCAUUGUAUGGCGUGCAAUGAAAGAGGAAAUGCGACAAAAUCUCAUGCUCCAUCAUACCCGUUCACAUAAUACAAAAAUCAUCACGUGUAAUUGCAUUUUUGAUUUUGCAACGAAACACCCAACAUACGAAGUGACAGUGAGAUGCUUUUUUUAGCUGCCAUUUGCAUUUUUUUUUCACAUUGCACUGUCGCGACAUUUUGACUUUUAUUUUUUAUUUGUGCAUUUUAAGCACCAAAAAGAGCACGUUUUUUUUAAAUAUAAAAGAAAUUUUAAACAAUUGAUCUGUGACGCUUCUUCCAUGCAUUGAAAAUUAUACAAUCACCAUGAAAGAGAGCAUGGUGGUGGAAAAUGAAAAAUGAGAGAGGAAAAAAUGGGUGAAAAAUGCUCAUUUGGAACUUAUUUAACACACAAACACAUCCCUCCCCUUUUGAGAGAAAAAAAUAAAUAAAAUAAAAAUACAUGGAAGGUGUAUUUGUCGAUGAAUUUUGCACACGAUGUGUUGGAUUAAAAGUUGUGAGCUCAGCAGUUGGGCAUUGAGGCUCGUCGAUGGAUGUAUAUUACUGUGUGCCGGGUCUGAUUAAAUUUAUAUAUAUAUGGCUCGUGUAUAAUAUAUAUAGACAUUUUAACUCGUGCUAAUCCCUCUCUAUCUCGCGUCAGGCUCAGUUCAGUUGCUCUCCAGCAAUCCGCUGAACUGGUUCACAAAAUUGUUGGACAAUAUUUGCCUUAUCUCAGUGUUAUCUGGCGAAAGGGCAAGAUAUUCAUUAAAAAAAAAAGAGUUUCUUUUCUUAACAAAAAACAUUCAUUGUGAUAAGAAGAAAGUGGCGGGAAUUUCCACAAAGACAUAUUUUUUGGGACAGUUGAACGUUGCUUUUGUUGAAGAAAAGUUUGGAAAUUAUUGAUUAAAAGAUGCGCCAAAAAAAAUUACCAAUUUACUGCUGAAGUGAAGUGAGAAAAUUUCCCUCCAAUUUUCUGCAUGGCAGAGAGGAAAAGCAGUACCCAGAAGUGAAAUCGAACAUUUUAAAAGAAGGGGGGCCGCGAGAGAGUUUAAAGAAGAAGAGAAAUAAAAAAAAUGUGCAAAAACUACAAUAAAAAUGUGCUAUUUAAUUGCGCCAGAAGCAAAAAUGGGUGGAAAAAGUCAAUAGAAAAUACGUCAUCUUUUCGAAAAUUUAUUUGAUAAAAAAAAGUUAUAAUGCUACAGCAGCAAAAUAUCGAAAUAACUACCUUUUUAUCAACAUCUCUGUGUGAGUUUAAUUCUUACACCAUAAAGGAACAUUUUGCAUUUUUCUCCGUGUGAACUGUUGAACAGCUCAAUUGUGCAAAUAUUUUCUUCCAUCAACACUGAAAAAAAAGUAUUUUAUCAGUGUUUUAAUCAUUAUCUGUAUGUGCGAUAAGAGUGUCAAGUUUGUGCUUGGAAAACUUUAGUGAUACAUUAAAAUAUUUAGAGGUUGAAUGCUCUAUUAUAUACCUUAGAACGUUUGAAAAAUAUGCAUAAGAUGUGAUGGAGUUCAAAAAACAUUUCCCACAUUUUUUCAGACAUUUUUCUCGACAAAUUUUCCUUCCCUUUAAUUUUCACGAUAUUAGCAAAAUUUUCGCCAGAUUAUUAUCACAGACCGACCACAAGAGGAGGGAGACCACACACAGAGACACCCAAAUGAGAUUUUAUCGUGCAUUUUGCGACAGUCAAUCAUCGCCAGAAAAGUCACAUUUUCUUCUCUUAUGUGCCGUGUGAAAAUGAUAAGAAUGCGAUACUAUAGGGGGGAUGGCGGCAAUUAGAGGAUUUUCCUACUCAUUUUUUUUUACAACCAGCAAAUGAUGGAAUUGAUAAUACAAAAAAAAAACAUUUCGCGUUAAGAUCUAUAAACCAUACAGUACGUUUUUUUUUACGUUUUCCUUGCCCUCGCAUAUCUCAUGGAUGAGAUCAAUUCAAUUGGCAAUUGUGUGACGAAUUGGUGAAUUGUUUUGUUCGCCAAUUCAAUUUAAUAUUGCACAAUCAGAAUUAACCGCCACAGACGGCGAAUCGUCAUUCCCGAACAACUGCACCGUAAACCUCAUUCGUGAGCAAUUCAAUUUGCACUGCACCGACAAAAGGGGUUAAUCAAUCUUGUAAAUUGUUAACAAUUUAGAACGCAAUAAAUUCAUAUAACUGAAAAGCCAAUGAAAAUGCAAAUAAUUUGAAAAUUAUUGAUUUGACUUAAAUUAUAAAUUUAAUUGGUAAUUCUUGACGGAACCUUUGUAAUGUUUUUUGUAAGAGUAUUUUUUUCCUUCCGGGGACGUCAAUAAAUUCGGUGCCGGUCUAAAGGAAACUAUUCUUUUUCCCAAAGCUUUCGGCGUUACACUACGCCUUCCUCAGUGAUACUAAGGGGAGACAUUUAUUUUCCAACGUUAUGACAAGAAAUUUACAAUUUUCAGAUUAAAUCUCAGGAACAUGAAUUUUUCCGAGUACAACUUACAGUUUGUCAAAUAUUUAAACCCUUGUCAACAAUCUCCUCAGCAUUUCUUGGCAUUUUAUAUCUAAAAUUAAUUCAAAAUACAAUAAAUUAACUAAAUUUCUAACUUAAUACAAAAAACAGCACUUAUGGGUGGAAACAAUAAUUACCGGCAGGGAAAUUUUCAGUAAACUAUUAUAAAUUUCUAUACCAUAUAUUAAAAUCGUUUAAAGAAAAUAUUAUAGGCUACCGGUUGGCAGGACGAAUUGUACUUUCCAUCAAUGAAGGUUAACCAUUACGUGCUAGCACAAAGUUUGAAUUUGAUCUCAGGGGAUUGAACCUAUAACCCAAGCACGUAAAUCUUAUCAAAUAGCUUCGGAUCAUUGUGUUUGAAAUGUUAGUAAAUGUGUUUGGUUUAGUUGAAAUUACAACCGUUGUGCUUAUUUGCGCUACUGACUACAAUACUGUAAAGACUUUUCAUUUUUCUUUCUAUUUUUAUUUAAUAUUCAAUCAAUGCCAGAAUUCUACAUAUCUCUAGAUUUUUACUUCCUGGCUGUUUAAUAAUCUGAUUUUAUCAAUACUAAAUUAUUUACUUUAUAAAAAUUCAUCUUGUUCCUAAAAUUCAGCGCCAUCUACAUUCUAGAAUUAUGUGCUACAUUUUUCUAGGAAAGAAACUCUACAUCGUGCUGGAAGAACUAUUAGUACUUAUGUAUUUCUAGCCCUUAUUUCUUUUACUGGAUUUAAGCGAAAGAAUAUUAGAAUUAUUUGAAAAUUUGAGCUAUAGCAGCGCCAUUAAAGUUCACCCAGAAUUAAAUUCAACUAAUCUAAAGUUGUUUUACUAAUUUCAUAAACACAAUGAUUCUGUUCAAUAUACAUAAAGUGAAUUUAAAAAUAAAAAAAACUUAGAGUAGAAUUUGCAGAAUGACAAACUAUUACCUAUUUAGCAAUAUUCAAGUACAAUGAUUAACUUAUUUAAUUAUCUUAUCACAAAUUGUCGGCAAUUCAUUGAAGAAAAAACACUUAAUUCAGAGAUAGCAAUAGAAUGCAUUCAUUUUUAAAUCAUUCAACCCCUUUUUUGCAUAUGAGGCGAUGAUGGUACGACUAAAAUAAAUCAGUGCAGAGAGAAAGAAAUGUUUUAAAAUUUUCCACUGCAGCAGCAAAACUUAUCUAAUGAGAUCAAGUUCCUCUUAAUUGUUAAGAUGGUGAAAUGCAAUUGGUGACAAUUUGUAAAGCCACUCACUUUUAUAUUUUCCAUUCGCCUUUUGUGAUUUUAUCUAAAGCAGCUCUCUUUCUUUUUUAAGUAUAUUUCUGAGUACGGGUAAAUAAAUUGAAAAGUAACAAUCAAACUUCAAUUAAUGGCCAACAUUGGCGUCACACUGUAUCAGUUGAAGAAGAAUUUGAGAUUUCUUUUCGUUGGAUAACAUUAUCUCAAUCUUAAAGCAAACAUAGGGAUUAUUCUCCAUCAAUUUGGUGGAUUUUUUUUUAAAUUGUAUUUCAUGGAGUAUUUUUUGUGGGAAAAUUGUUCAGGUCAAAAUACAUGCGAGAUAAAUUUUUGUGCAAAAACUUGAGAUGAAUUUACAGCUCAUGAUUGAUAACUAUUUAUCACCUGCCACUUGAAUUGCCUCAAUGAUAAUGUUGUCAUUGUUACCAUAAAAACCCCCUUCGUGACAUCUCACCAGCCAGUCGCGCAUUUACCUUCAUCCAGAACACCUUGCUGUGGAUAAAGCACAGGUCUCUCAUUGUGGAUCAGGAAAUUUUGGGGAAAAGUACCAAGAGUGGGUCUUUCUCGUGUGUCUCGCGUGUGUGGCUAAAGUGCUAAAAAUUAAGCUAUUUUUUCUCAUUAAGUGGAGUUAUUUUUUCCUCUGAGAUAUUUGCGCCCGAUUAACAUCUCGAUAAUUGAAUAUCUUAAUAAUCUUAGACCCUUUAUGCUUAUUUUGCGUUUAAAUAAUUCAAUAAUUUCUCCAUUCAUUUUUAUUUUAUUACCAAAUCAUCAUUCAAUUUGAACCUAAGGUUUUGGCUAAUUUGUAUUUCAAAUAAAGUCGUUAUCAUUUGGUUUAAAUCUAAUAAAGUGCGCGAUAGAUUAAAUGAGAUUAGCAACAGUUGUUGGGGAGUUUACAGACACACACACACAUAAAAAAAAAUACACAAAAAGUAUUAGCGGAAAUACAUAAGGCUUAAUUAAAUCAAUUUCAAAUUAGUUUUUCUUGUGAAGAGAAUAUAAUUACAAACAAUAUAAAACGGACAUCGUAUGUUCUGUUUUUUUUUUUUCUUCUUACAAAUUUGCAAUCCAUCGUCACGCGCGCAAAAGUGUUAACAAAUUUUUGUCUACAAAGAACUAUUUUAAUUUCGAUUGAGCCAGUACAUACCGCUCAUAGUUAGCUCAUUUAAUGGUUAAAUUGCUUAAUUUGACCUUUUUUUCUUCUGAUGAAAAAUUAACUUUUCUCACUUUUCCCCUUUCUUCGUAAUUGAACAAAUUAUAUUAAAUCUAAAUGCUUGAUAAAUUCCCGCUCAUAUUAACUCUUUCAUUUACAAAAGAUUUCAUCCAAAUCGGUUUAUUGGAAACUGAGAAAACUCUCAUUUUAUGUCGGAAUUUGAUGGAGCGGUAUUUGAGCAAAAAACCAAAAUGGCGUCUUUACACCGAUAUAAUAAUAAAGAGUUAAAAAGUCAGUUCUGGAAAUUAAAAGAAAAAAGUCAAAGAAUGAAGUAGAUUCUCGUUAGAAAAUCAUUUCUAUUCCUUUCGUUUUACAAGAGAAUGUCAAAUGUUGCAUUCAAGCUUAAUCUUUUUCUUUAAAUGUGACUUUUUUUUAAAGGCAGUCACUUCCUAGUUUAGUGAAGAAACAAAGCACUAAAUGAUAAUCUCAAAAAAUCUUCAGAAAUUCUCGGUUCAUUUAAUCCUUGUUUCGUUUUCAUUUAUUUUUAAAUACAUGCAAUAAAUUUAUGCUCUUAUCUAAAUAAAUUUAUAACCAGAUUAGAUCAAAUCUAAUAAUUUCUAUAUUGUGCGAAUUGUGUCCUGGCUAAGAGACUUAAACGUAUGUACGUUUUUUAAAGACUUUUAGGAGAUUCUUAAAAAGCUUUUAAAGCAGUAGAAUGUCAGCUUUUUUUUAAUUCUAAAGCUCAAUAAAAGUUCUUACUUAGACACAAAAUAUAUUGACCUAAGUGAAAAACAAAUAAAAUAUACCACAAAACAAAUAUAUUAUCUAAUCUUUUUUAGAUAGGUUGGUACUUAAAUAAAUGAGAUAAUAAUGAUAAAGUUGUAGGUUUAACAUUGUCCUUUAAUUGAAUUACCUACUUAUCCCAGUGAUAAAAAAAUAACAAUUUAAUUAAUUGAUUUUUUAAUUCCAACAAAGAGAAAAUCAAAUUAAAAUUGCGUGGGAAGUGAUAAGAAAGCAACACAACAGCUUUAGACGGCGAGACUGAUAGUGAACAAAAUAAAUUAAUAAGAAUUUUCUGUGUGUGAAGAAGCUCCCAGAGAUAGUUGGUGGAGGAGUGCAGAAAAUCAGAGCAGAGCCUUGAAGCAUUGAUUAGGAAACAAUUAGCAAACAAUAUUGAAAAGUGCAUAUGAUAUUGAAGUGGCGGCUUCGAAUAUAAACGGAGCAGCGAAAAAAAUCGUGAUAGCGAAAUGAAUCGCCUUGCUGGAAGCCUCCUAAUUCUGGGAGGAGUAUUUUUUGUGAUAUCUAGUCAUGUACAAGGAUUUCUAGUCACUAGACAAAUUGAGGAGUGGCCUGAAUCAUGUGAUAGUGAAAUUUACUGCUAUGGCCCCCUCCUGCAUACCGUACAAAUGGCUCAUCUCUUCAAUGACUCCAAGACUUUCGUGGAUAUGAAAUUGAAACAAAAUCCGGAUGUUACGUUACAACUCUUCCGGGAUUUCAUGGCGAUACACAAUAAUGAACCAACACGGGAGCAAAUUCGGAAUUUUGUUGAUGAGAACUUCGAGAAGGAGGGCUCAGAAUUUGAACCAUGGACCCCAACGGAUUGGCAUCAAAAUCCCAAAUUUCUCGACAAUAUACGCGAUGCGAAGCUCAAGGAAUUCGGUAGGGAGCUCAAUGAUUUGUGGCUGAAGUUGGGCAGGAAGAUGACGAAACAGGUGGAAGAGGAACCUGAUAAAUAUUCCAUUAUUCACGUGCAUAAUCCCGUCAUUGUACCCGGUGGGAGAUUUCGGGAGUUCUACUAUUGGGACUCCUACUGGAUCAUCAAGGGUUUGCUCUACUCAGAAAUGUACCUCACUGUAAAGGGUAUGCUGUCGAACUUUCUGGAAAUAAUUUCACGAUUUGGCUUCAUCCCCAAUGGGGGGCGCGUAUACUACUCCCAGAGAUCCCAGCCACCCCUCUUGGCGGGCAUGAUUAAAGCCUAUUUGGAAUUUACAAAUGAUGAGGAAUUUGCCAUUCAGGCUGUUCCACUGUUGGAGCAUGAAUUCAACUUUUGGUUCAAUAAUCACACAGUUCAGUGCAUGGGGCAUACGGUUUGCACGUACGGGGACAAAUCUAAAGGACCCCGUCCUGAGUCCUACCGUGAGGAUGUAAUCUCAGCUGAAGAAUUCCCCACUGAGGAGGAAAAGCAGGAGCACUAUUCCGAACUGAAGGCUGGCGCUGAGAGUGGCAUGGAUUUUUCAAGUCGAUGGUUCAUCGAUGAUAAAGGUGAAAACGGUGGUGAUUUGAGGAAUCUCAAGACACGCUCAAUUGUCCCAGUGGAACUCAAUGCCAUCCUCUUCUGGAAUGCAAAGAUCAUUGCUGAAUUCUAUGCGCUGGGGAGGAAUCUCACGAAAGCCGCAGAAUUUGAGGCACGUGCAACGCAAAUUGCAAAUGCCAUUCAUGCAUGCCAUUGGCACGAGGAUCUGGGUAUAUGGUUGGACUACGACUUGAUUAAUGCACGCCGUCGCAACUUCUUUGUCCCAACGAAUUUGGCACCACUGUGGAUGAAGGCCUACAAUACAGCCCAGGAGGAUCAUAUCACCGACAAAGUUCUCAGGUACAUUGAAUCCGAGAAUCUUGACUCGUAUCCGGGUGGUGUGCCGAAUACACUGCAGAAUACAGGUGAACAAUGGGACUUCCCCAAUGUUUGGGCCCCCAUGCAGUACAUGCUGAUUGCCGGCUUGGAUGGCCUUAGUGACCAAAGGGCGAAGGAUUUAGCGCGUAGCUGGGCCACAAGAUGGGUUCACUCCAACUACAUCGUCUUUAAUGACACACACGCCAUGUUUGAAAAGUACAAUGCUGAGGAGAUGGGCGGUCAUGGCGGUGGGGGUGAAUAUGAAGUACAAAUAGGCUUUGGCUGGUCCAACGGUGUCAUCAUUGAGCUCCUCAAUAAAUAUGGGGAUAUCCUGUCUGCGCCAGGUUCAUCAUCUGAUGGAUUGAAGCCAUUUAGUGCCUUAAUUGUUGCCAUUGUGGCUCUCUUUGGUACACUUUCAUCGAGGAUUUUUGGGUGAGCUUUAAUUAAACCGCAAUAACAUGACUGAGGGUGUUUGUGCAUAAAUGCAUGGCAGUGGACAAAAAGAAAAGUAACAUGAAGCCACCAUUUUGUUUUUCCAUGAAACAUUAUAACAAAGAUGGCGGGUGAAACAGGGAAUUAUUCUAAUUAUAGAUACAAAAAAAAUCACUCGAUAAGACAUUUAAAGCAACAACAAAAAACAUAAGACAGUGAAAAAAUCACGAUUAAAUAGAAAGAAUUUAAUAAUUAGGCAUUUUAAGUUGAUGUUUUUCCUUUUCUACAAAGAACAACAAACAUAUCUUUCUUUUCCUCCUUUCAAACCUUGUGUUUUAGUACCAAUUUACAAUUUAUUUUAAUUGUGUGUGUAAAUAGUAAAUUUUAGCAUGAUUUAGGUACUUGUUUUUGUGUUAACUUCGUCAGCUUUAAUAUUUAGUAGAAGAGAAAAGAAACAAAUUGUAUAAUUAUUUUUGCUAUGAAACGAAAAAUAUUUUAUUAUAAAAAAACAUAAAUAUGGUGAUUUAAAUUCUACAUUAAUACAGAGACUAAAAUUUAUAAAAAGAGGGGAAAAUCUAUAUUUUCGUGACAAUUAACAGGUGUUAGCAGAGAAUGAAAAAAAAUCAAUAAGUAGGUAAAGAAAAAUUCUAUCCCCCCAGUAUUAGUUAAUAAUAUUGUGUAAAUAAUAAGCAAGAAUGUGUAAAUAAAUGAAAAAGAAAAUGACAA
This is a messenger RNA of Lutzomyia longipalpis, 11410 nucleotides long. RefSeq names its product trehalase. The record is from RefSeq and is a predicted model, not a curated record. Gene Ontology annotation, biological process: trehalose catabolic process. Bases 8889 to 10688 code for a protein of 599 amino acids. NCBI's taxonomy places the organism in Eukaryota, Metazoa, Arthropoda, Insecta, Diptera, Psychodidae. The transcript is spliced from 8 exons. Gene Ontology annotation, molecular function: alpha,alpha-trehalase activity.